AUGCUCGGUUAUCUGCUGUCGUCUUUUCUGCUGCACCUCUCCUGCUACCCCGUUUCCUGCUGCUCAAUCCCCUUGUACUCCCGUUCCUACCUUAUCCCUCCCUUCUCUUCGUUCACCCAUAUGCUAUCAGACAACAACCUCACCUCACGGGACCCUGUGCCUCCUCUAGACAUGCUCCCUGUCCUGCUUCCCUCUCUCACCCCCUCUCCUUUCCCCACUUCUCCUUCUCUCCCAUCCCAGUAUCCUAUCAGACAACAAACUAACAGGCCCUGUGCCUCCUCUAGACGCUCUCCCAGCCAUCGCCACCAUCUCAUCUCCCUCUUUGAUAACCACUUCACCCGCGCACCUGCUGCCCCCCCCCCCCCUGCUGCUCCCUCUCCACUGCUCCCCUUCCUGCUCUGCUCUAUCCUGUUGCUGUCUUCCCCCCAUCCUCCCCCCCCCUCAACCCAUCCCAGUAUCCUAUCAGACAACAAACUAACCGGCCCCGUGCCUCCUCUAGACGCCCUCCCUGUCAUCGCCACCAUCUCCCUCUUUGAUAACCACUUCACCCGCGCGCCUGCUGCUCUGCUCAGCAACGAGAACGUCACACUGCAGCUAUACAGCAACGACCUCUGUGUGCCGUACCGCCCUCAGGUCACCACAGCCUGCUCGCCCCCUCUCGGCAUCAUGCAGCUAUACGGCAACGACCUCUGUGUGCCCUACCGCCCUGCAGUCACUGCAGCCUGCUCGCCUCCACUCGGCUUCAUGCAGUAUCAGCCCCCUCCCAUUUGCGACGACCUCGCCUGCCCCUCUCUCUACGCGCCCAGCCCGCCCCUGCUCGCGCUGACCAACGUGUGUGUGUGUGCUUCGCCGCUGGAGGUGGAAUUGAAGCUGACUGCGCCGCAGUAUGCGGUGUUUAAUGAUGAGCUCGCGAGUCUGCUUGUAGAGAGGAUCGCGGGGAGCUUGGGGAAGAAUGGGAUCGGCAUUUCGACAGGGCAGGUGGGUCUGGUCUGGUGUGUCUCGCCGCUGGAGGUGCAGCUGAAGCUCACUGCGCCGCAGUACGCGGUAUUUCAUGACGACCUCGCUGCUUGUAGAGAGGAUAGCGGAGAGUCUGGGCAAGAAUGGUAUCGGCAUUUCGACGGGGCAGGUGGGUCUGGGGGGAACUGGUGGGUGUGGUGGGGACAGGGCAGCCCCCUUCCCCAUUCCCCCGAGCCCCCUUCCCCAUUCCCCCGAGCCCCCUUCCCCAUUCCCCCGAGCCCCCUUCCCCAUUCCCCCGAGCCCCCUUUCCCAUUCCCCCGAGCCCCCUUUCCCCGUUCUGUCUCCCAAUCGCCAUCGUGUCGGUUACCAGGCCUAUACUCUCCCCUUCCACCUUCCUCUGUUCCCUUUCUCCUAUGUUCCCCUCUCUUCGUUUGCUUCCUCCCCCCUCGUUCAACAGAUCGCCAUAGUGUCAGUCACCGGGUGAGACCUGGGGGAGGCAUGCAUGGGGCAGGUGAGACCUGGGGGAGGCAUGCACGGGGAAGGUGUGACCGUGAGUCUUUUAUCUGGCAGAUAAGGGAGGCGUUCGUGUGGCACAAGGUGCUGCUGGGGACGGACUUUCGGCCUCACAUUGUGGAGGCCAUGUAUGGGCCAGGUGAGCGAGGAAGCAGUAGGCCACUUCACCAGGUGGGCCUUAUAUCGUGGAUGCCAUGUACAGGCCAGCUCCCUGUGGCGCCUACUGGGGGAGGGGGCAUGACCACUGCUGCAAUUGUGGGCAUCAGCGGUGGAGGGAGUGCUCCCCCACCCGCCCCCCCUGUGGCGCCUACUGGGGGAGGGGGCAUGACCACUGCUGCAAUUGUGGGCAUUGUGGUGGGGGGAGUGGUGGCCGUCGCUCUCAUUACUCUGCUGAUCGUGUGGCUGGUGCUGCUAAGGAACCGAAACAAAGGUGAGACCAGUGGAGCCUACUUGUUCUCAUGCCUUUGCCCUCUCGUGUUGCUGGUGCCCUCUGCUCUCUUCCUCUCUCGUGUUGCUGGUGCCCUCUGUUCUCUUCCUCUCUCGUGUUGCUGGUGCCCUCUGUUCUCUUCCUCUCUCGUGUUGCUGGUGCCCUCUGUUCUCUUCCUCUCUCGUGUUGCUGGUGCCCUCUGUUCUCUUCCUCUCUCGUGUUGCUGGUGCCCUCUGUUCUCUUCCUCUCUCGUGUUGCUGGUGCCCUCUGUUCUCUUCCUCUCUCGUGUUGCUGGUGCCCUCUGUUCUCUUCCUCUCUCGUGUUGCUGGUGCCCUCUGUUCUCUUCCUCUCUCGUGUUGCUGGUGCCCUCUGUUCUCUUCCUCUCUCGUGUUGCUGGUGCCCUCUGUUCUCUUCCUCUCUCGUGUUGCUGGUGCCCUCUGUUCUCUUCCUCUCUCGUGUUGCUGGUGCCCUCUGUUCUCUUCCUCUCUCGUGUUGCUGGUGCCCUCUGUUCUCUUCCUCUCUCGUGUUGCUGGUGCCCUCUGUUCUCUUCCUCUCUCGUGUUGCUGGUGCCCUCUGUUCUCUUCCUCUCUCGUGUUGCUGGUGCCCUCUGUUCUCUUCCUCUCUCGUGUUGCUGGUGCCCUCUGUUCUCUUCCUCUCUCGUGUUGCUGGUGCCCUCUGUUCUCUUCCUCUCUCGUGUUGCUGGUGCCCUCUGUUCUCUUCCUCUCUUGUGUUGCUGGUGCCCUCUGUUCUCUUCCUCUCUCGUGUUGCUGGUGCCCUCUGUUCUCUUCCUCUCUCGUGUUGCUGGUGCCCUCUGUUCUCUUCCUCUCUCGUGUUGCUGGUGCCCUCUGUUCUCUUCCUCUCUCGUGUUGCUGGUGCCCUCUGUUCUCUUCCUCUCUCGCAAACCUGUGGAGCUCAGAGGACUACAAGGCAAUAGAGGGGCUGCAGGCGCUGGGCGUGCACCGGUGCAGCUCAGUCUGAGGCAAUAUGUGCUCUCCACCCAUCCCCACCCAUCUUCACCGCUCCCCAUCCCUCCCCAUCCCUUCCCACCCCUCUCCAUCCCCCUCCACCGCUUCCCACCUCGGUAUUUUCCUGAAACAUCAGACCUGUGGAGUUCAGAGGACUACAAGGCAAUAGAGGGGCUGCAGGCGCUGGGCAUGCACCGGUGCAAGCUGAAGGAGAUAGCCGAUGCCACCCAGGGGUUCAAGACGCUGCUGGGGGAGGGCGGAUACGGACAGGUAUAUCUGUUGGAGCCCCAGGUUGGAGCCCCAGGUGGAGAGAGGGCGCAGAUCGCGCAUAUGGGGCAGGCGCAUAUGGGGCAGGUGCGUAUGGGGCAGGUGCGUAUGGGGCAGGUGCGUAUGGGGCAGGUGCGUAUGGUGCAGGUGCAUAUGGGGCAGGUGCAUAUGGGGCAGGUGCAUAUGGGGCAGGUGUACCGGGGAGUGCUGGUAACAGGAGAGGUGGUGGCAGUGAAACGAGCCAAGGGCCAUGUGAAGCUGGGUGGCACGGAGUUUCGCAACGAGAUCCAGCUGCUGUCAGCAGUACGCCAUCGCAACCUGGUGGCACUGAAAGGCUUCUGUGUGGAGGCGGGCGAGCAGCUGCUGGUGUAUGAAUUCAUAGAGAGGGGGACGUUGGAAGAUAUGCUGAGAGCUGACUCAAAGCACCAGUUGACGUGGCGGCAGCGGGUCAACAUUGCGUAUGGAGCGGCCAAUGGGUUUGCGUACCUGCACCAUCAGAUCAAGCCGCCCAUCAUCCACCGCGAUGUCAAGACGGCCAACAUCCUCAUCACAGCAGGCCUCGAGACGGCCAACAUCCUCAUCACAGCAGACCUCGAGACGGCCAACAUCCUCAUCACAGCAGGCCUCGAAGCAAAGGUGUCAGACUUUGGAAUAUCCAAGGCUGUUCCUGAGGAGGCGGAGGGAGGGAAGCUGGAGACACAAGUCAAAGGGACCGUGAAGAGAGGGGGAAAAGGGGUGACUUUUGAGGCGCCUCAAGAAGAGAGGGGAAAAGGGGUGACUUUUGAGGCGCCUCAAGAAGAGAGGGGGAAAAGGGAGCAAAUGAGUUUCUUGAGCCCUUCAAGUGAUAAGCCGCAUGGCCUUCCCUCCCCUGUCAACCCCCUCCCCUGUCAACCCCCUCCCCUGUCAACCCCCUCCCCUGUCAACCCCCUCCCCUGUCAACCCCCUCCCCUGUCAACCCCCUCCCCUGUCAACCCCCUCCCCUGUCAACCCCCUCCCCUGUCAACCCCCUCCCCUGUCAACCCCCUCCCCUGUCAACCCCCUCCCCUGUCAACCCCCUCCCCUGUCAACCCCCUCCUUUCUCCCUUCAAGGGCUAUUUGGACCGCAGUACUUACAGUGGCUAUUUGGACCCACAAUAUUUCCAAUGCGAUCUUCUGACUGAGAAGAGUGACGUGUACAGCUUUGGCAUCGUGCUGCUAGAGCUUGCCACUGGCCUCCGCCCGGUGACCAACGGGGAGCACAUAAGACGGAUCGUGAUCGAUAGGGUUACCAACCACGGUGGUGUGAACAGUGUCAUGGACCCGGUUUUAAAAGCCAUGUGUGAGGGGCAGCAGGGGGGGGAUAGGGGGACCGGGGAGGGGGGAGGAGAGGCCGGAGGAGCUAGGGGAGGAGAAGGAGAAGGGGAGGGUGGAGGGGAAGGGAGAGGAGGUAGAGGAGGUGGGGGAGGUGGAGAGGUGGGGAUGAGUGAAAGUAAGGAGACGUGUGGAAGCGAGGCCUUGGAGGAGACGUUUGAGUGGUUCUUGCGGCUUGCAAUGCGGUGCAGCUUGAAACAGGCUCAGAACCGACCCGACAUGCAACAGGUUUUGAAGGAGUUGGAAGGGAUUAAGAGGCGAUUGAACCGGGUUUCUGCUUCUUGUGGUGUUGGCGGUAGUGCUGGUGCUGCUGCUGCUGGCGCUGCUGCUGGCGCUGCUGGUGGUGGUGCUGCUGGUGGUGAUAGUAGCAGGCGUGACAAUGGCGAAGGGCACGAUUGGGAAGAGGAGCCUGUGUGUGUGGCUAAGUCACAAACCAGCGACAAGUUUUGGAAAGAAAUAGCUGCAGCGGCAUCAGGAGGCGCUGCAAGGGAGGAUUGGGGGGAGGAGGACGAGGAGGAGGAUGUUUCGUGGUAUGAGGAGCGAAUGAAGAGGAGUGGAGAAGGUAAGGGUGGGACUUCGAGCAGCGGUGGGGAUGGGUUGAGUCCGAUGGUUACGUUCAGUGGGAGUGUGCAUAAAGGAGACGUGAAUCCCCGGUGA
Molecule: messenger RNA, 5136 nt
Organism: Closterium sp. NIES-65
Lineage: Eukaryota; Viridiplantae; Streptophyta; Zygnematophyceae; Desmidiales; Closteriaceae
Source: the annotation of a GenBank genome assembly